CCAGAAGAAGAAGAAGAAGAAGAAGACGCGGAAGAGCAAGAUCGCCGUCUGUGUUGUUGUCGUCGUCGUGCCUUUAUCCUGAAAGCGGUGUUUUCUCCCCCGAACACAGCGCGCCGUCAGCGUCAUGGACCCUGGGACCACCAUCCUGCGGGUGAAGCGGAAGAGAGGCACGGACCCCGCGGACGCGCUGCUACUGGCCUGUAAGCGGAUCAGAGCCGAGUCCAGCGCUGAGCAGCCCGAACCCGAACCUGAGCACGCGCGCAUCGAGAACUCCGUGUUUAAGCUCGUGGCCACGGUCGCCACACAGGACGCCCCGGUGCAGAGACACGUGCGUGAAGCCCUGUCACGUCCACGUCUCGCGCACGCCCUGCGUCCGUCUCAUGGCACCUCCAACAGGAUCGUCGGCAACUUGCGCAGUGCCAAAUGGAGCACCAGGCGAGAGGAGCGGUACCGGAUCCUCUCCAGCCACCGCGCCGGGCUUCCUGCAGAACCUCGUAAAGGACGAGAACCCGCAGAGACGGAUACGGAACCUCGUCUGGGAGACGUCCAGGUGUUCGAUAUCGUUCAGGAGGACGUCGAGGAGGACGAGAAGGAUCCUGAAAAGAAUGUGAAGUCGGAUCCCGAGGCGAUUCUGUGUAACUCGGUGAAGAUGGUACGUGAGAAGUUGAGCGUGUCGACUCACGGGGCCGGGACCGAACAUCGUGAGAAGGAGGACGACUACGUUUAUGAUUUGUACUACCAGGAGACGGCCACGCCCGGCUGGAUUCAGGACAUCUUAUCGGUCAGACCCUACACUGAUGAAGGAGAGCUGGUACCUGAGGAGGUCGCUUGGGAGGAGGAUGUGUACGAGGACGAGGACGAUGAAAACGCCGAAAGCAACUGGAGGAACGAUUACCCAGACGAGGAGGACAGCGACGGCGAGGGUAACGAAGAGCGCUACGGAGGUUGUUGGAGCGAGGAGCACUCGUACAGCCGGAGGAGCUGGGAGUGCUAUCAGAGGGAGGUGAUGAAGGAGUUUGACGAGAACGAUGAUGAUGAGGACAGAGAAGAAUACGAUUCUGACUGAGACAGUGUGUGUGUGUGUGUGUGUGUGUGUGUGUUAGAGAGCGAGUUUUUACUCCCAGUAUGAUGCAGUGUUGUGUUUGUGUGCCAGUUGAUGCGUAUUUUGUGUUGUGUUAGAGAUGCGUGAUGUUGCCGUUUUUAGUGAUUGAUGUGCAUGCUAGUGUGAUGAGGUGUGUUUGUGUGUGAUGUGCAUAAACCCCCCUCCCCCCAAAAAAAGGGCAGUGGUGACUUCUUGUAAAUAUGUAGAUGUGUAUAAACCGAAAUAAAAACGAAAGAUUCCAAAAGUCAGAA
Ictalurus punctatus (channel catfish) is the source of this 1353-nucleotide messenger RNA. RefSeq names its product solute carrier family 7 member 6 opposite strand (gene slc7a6os). The transcript has 5 exons. NCBI's taxonomy places the organism in Eukaryota, Metazoa, Chordata, Actinopteri, Siluriformes, Ictaluridae. The record is from RefSeq and is a predicted model, not a curated record. The coding region runs from base 125 to 1066 and encodes 313 amino acids. Gene Ontology annotation, biological process: developmental process.